Molecule: messenger RNA, 603 nt
Organism: Suillus subaureus
Lineage: Eukaryota; Fungi; Basidiomycota; Agaricomycetes; Boletales; Suillaceae
Exons: 2
Coding region: 1-603 (200 amino acids)
Biological process (GO): modification-dependent protein catabolic process; protein ubiquitination
Cellular component (GO): nucleus; cytoplasm
Molecular function (GO): ubiquitin protein ligase binding; protein tag activity
Source: RefSeq, a predicted model, not a curated record
AUGACUGACAUCCACAAUGUCAACAACAACCAUGGGUGCACCAGCUCCACAGAUCUGUGCAUCCAUCAACAAUCUGCCAAACAAAUGCACUCUACUUCCACCAUCCACACACACCUCAGUUCUUAUCCAGGCUCUCAUUUGCAACCUCUGCAUGAAAGCUUUACUAUUGUCAUCCUUAUUCCACCUUGUUCUCCAUCUUCAUGGCAGUUUUUAUCCAGGCUCUCAUUUGCAACCUCCAGCACAAAAGCUUUACUAUCAUUGUCCUCACUCCACCUUGUUCUCUGUCUUCAUGGUGAUAUGCAGAUCUUCAUCAAGACCAUCACAUCAGAGCUCAAAGACAGUCACACUCUCUCAGAUUACAACAUUCAGAGGGAGUCCACCCUUCAUUUGGUCUUGCAUCUCCAUGGAGGCAUGCAGAUCUUCAUGAAGAUCCUCAUGGGGAAGACCACACUGGAGGUGAGUUGUCCAGCAGUUGUCAUCCUCCUUCACCCAGCACUCAGCCUCAGCCUCUUCUCCCCCAGCAUGCAGCCUCAGCCUCCUCCCUCUGGUGGUGAGCCUUAUUCAGCUCCCUCUGGCACUCCCCACCUAUGGCAUGCACCCUGA